Molecule: messenger RNA, 2804 nt
Organism: Setaria italica (foxtail millet)
Lineage: Eukaryota; Viridiplantae; Streptophyta; Magnoliopsida; Poales; Poaceae
Product: DEAD-box ATP-dependent RNA helicase 40
Exons: 7
Coding region: 154-2574 (806 amino acids)
Cellular component (GO): ribonucleoprotein complex; nucleus; cytoplasm
Molecular function (GO): RNA binding; RNA helicase activity; protein binding
Source: RefSeq, a predicted model, not a curated record
AGUGAAAUUAGGGCUAAAAAAACACAAGCCGAAACCCUCGCUUCGCCCUGCCCCUCGCCGCCGCCGCCGCCGCAGCCACACCCCUCAUCCCGGCUGUCCUCCGCGGCCUCCGCCCCCAGGCGUCGCCGGAGGCCACAGAUCCGGCCAGAUCCGAUGUCGGGCUCAUCAGGGCGCGCGGCCCCGCGGUACGCGCCGGACGACCCGUCGCUGCCCAAGCCGUGGCGCGGCCUCGUCGACGGCACCACCGGCUACCUCUACUACUGGAACCCGGAGACCAACGUCACGCAGUACGAGAAGCCCAUGCCCCCCGAGGACCAGCUCCCGCCGCCUCCGCCCCCGCUGCCUCCCCCGCCUCCCCGGAGCCGCGACCGCCGCGACAGGUCCAGAUCCCGCUCCCGCACCCCGCCCCGGCGCGACCACAGGGACCGCGACCGCGACCGUGAUCGUGACAGGCGCCACGACGAGCACGCGUCCUCCAAGUCGGCGUCUUCCCACCACCAUCCUGCUCCGGCCGCCGUCGCCGAUGAUCCGUCCACCGAGGCGUACCGCCGCCGCCACGAGAUCACUGUUACGGGGGAUAACGUGCCGGCUCCAAUGACUUCAUUUGAGGCUGGUGGCUUUCCGCCAGAAAUUCUGAAGGAGAUACAGCGUGCUGGAUUUGCAAGCCCAACACCUAUCCAAGCCCAGUCAUGGCCAAUCGCCAUGCAGAGCCAAGAUGUAGUAGCUAUUGCGAAGACUGGAUCUGGCAAAACUCUUGGGUAUCUACUUCCUGGAUUCAUGCAUAUCAAGCGCCUGCAGAACAGCACAAGGAAUGGUCCAACAGUGCUAGUUUUGGCACCAACAAGGGAACUUGCAACACAGAUUCUGGAUGAAGCUGUGAAGUUUGGGAGAUCAGCGAGAAUUUCUUGCACGUGCCUAUAUGGUGGUGCUCCUAAAGGUCCACAGUUGAGAGAUUUAGAUAGAGGAGUUGAUGUUGUUGUUGCAACACCUGGAAGGUUAAAUGACAUUCUAGAGAUGAGAAGGGUAAGCCUUAAGCAAGUGUCGUAUCUUGUUCUGGAUGAGGCUGACCGUAUGUUGGACAUGGGCUUUGAGCCACAAAUACGGAAGAUAGUGAAAGAGAUACCUCACCGUCGUCAAACACUUAUGUACACUGCUACUUGGCCAAAGGAAGUCCGGAGGAUUGCAGACGAUCUUCUUGUUCAUCCUGUCCAGGUGACAAUUGGAAGUGUUGAUGAACUUGUUGCUAAUAGCGCUAUUACUCAGCAUGUGGAGGUGAUAACACCCUCAGAAAAGCUUCGACGUCUGGAACAAAUAUUGCGAUCCCAGGAUUCAGGUUCAAAAGUAUUAAUAUUUUGUACCACCAAGAAGAUGUGUGACCAACUUGCAAGGACACUCACCAGGCAGUUUGGAGCUUCGGCCAUUCAUGGCGAUAAGUCUCAAAGUGAAAGAGAGAAGGUUCUGAAUCAUUUUCGAUCUGGGAGGUCUCCUAUUUUGGUUGCAACAGAUGUUGCUGCGCGUGGUUUGGACAUCAAAGAUAUCAGGGUUGUGAUCAACUAUGACUUCCCCACUGGUGUUGAAGACUAUGUUCACAGGAUUGGCAGGACAGGAAGGGCUGGAGCCACUGGUGUCGCAUAUACAUUUUUCUGUGAUCAGGAUUCAAAAUAUGCUGCUGACCUCAUCAAAAUCCUGGAAGGGGCAAACCAAAAGGUACCCCGUGAUUUAGAGGACAUGGCUUCUCGUGGUGGUGGGCGAGGUAGGAAGAGGAACCGUUGGGCAUCCCGCCCAGACAGGGGUGGUUCACGCUCUGAACUGGAUUCUAGGUACAGUGGCAGAGAUGCCUCUGGGAGAUCACCACGUGGCGGUCGUGGAAGGGAUGAUUAUGGUGGUCGUGGCAGGCAUGACUAUGGUGAAACUGAUGGGCGAUCUCGCAGAUCUGCUAGGGGUCGCAGUAGAAGCCGUAGCAGAAGUGACAGUAGAAGCCGUAGCCCAAGUCCUAAGAGGGCACGGCGUCAUGAGGCUACACGUAGCAGGACCAAGAGUCGCAGUCGAAGCAGGACUAAGAGUCGGAGCAGGAGCAGGAGCAGGAGCUAUACUAGAAACCGCCGUGCUAGCCGCAGCAGGAGCCGUAGUCCUGUUGGUAGUCGUAGGUAUGAAACAGCUGCUGCUGUCUCUGGGUCUGCUCGGCCUAACUCAGGGCACUCAGAGCACAAAAGCCCUCCAAGGUCCCAGUCUGGGAAUGACCACCAUGUGAACCACUCUGAGGACGACCAUCACAUGGAAGAUGGGAAGAUGGAAAAGGUUGAUCUUGAUCGCUCGCCCAGCCCGCAAGAUGACAAAUCUGCUCCUUAUAGUCCUGUAUACAAUGGCAAAGCCAGUGGUUCAAAGAGCCCCAACGGUCAGCCAGAUGGUAAUGCCAAAUCUGUCGAAGCUUCUGAAAAACCUAACCCUGCAUCUCCUGUACGCCACAGCAAGAGCAGAGAGGAUGAGGAGGAAGGUGUUAUAGAUGAGGAUGGGGAGAUAGCUGAGGAUGAUCCUCGAUCAAGUGCUGCAGCUACACAGAAUGGUGAUAACUGAUUCUGUGAAUGUAGAAUGGCGGCGUGGCUCCUGCAUCAGCUUGUGACAAGAAGACAAUUUAUGCAAGCUAACUAUUCGCUAAGUUGAGAACGUGGAAAUGCAUUUGUAUCUCGUUAAAUUACUGUACCAGUUUUUAUGGUUGCGGAGCAUGUUAUGGUGAUACCUGUGCCGUUUGUGAACCAAAACCAGCGAUAUUUAUGCCAUAUUAUGUUGUGUUUAUUGUCAUCAUA